CACUAGCCAAGGACGAGCCUGAGAUAUUCAGGCUCCAAACUCGCCUAUUUCGAGUGCACGGUAGCUGCGCAGCCGCAUUUGUCUAUUAGACAGCCACUCGCUGCCAUCCAGACCAAGAACGUCGCCGCCGGCCCUCCAUAAGACAUGCCUCUACCAGCCUCCCUAGCGGGUCACGCCGCGGGCGCGAAGGAGCUGCUCGCCGCGGUCACUAAGGACCCGAGCCUGCUCGAAGACCCAAGCCUCGCCUUCCUGAAGGAGUUCUGCGCGAAUUAUCCUCCCGAGGCGCCCGAGGCCGAGACGGACGACGACGCUGGUGGCGAAUUCAUGAAGCGCGAGAAGACGCCGUUCCCCGCGGUGCCGGCGAACGCGGCCGAGGCGCCGGACGACGCCGACUGGUCGAUCGCGUCGACGAAGAAGAGCGCUGCAAGCGCUGCAGCGCCGGCGGAGGCCCUCGACCUCUACACCGAAGCCUUACAAGCGGAGGCCGCGACCGCGUGUUUGUCCGCGACGACGCUCGCGAAGCGCGCCGAAGUCCUCUUGAAGCUCGAGCGGCCGGCGGCGGCCAUCAAUGAUUGUGAUGCGGCUCUGAAGCUCAACCCCGACUCGUGCCGCGCGCUGAAGACGCGAGGAAAAGUCCGCGCGGCCCUCGGCGAGUUCGUCGAGGCGAAUUUAGAUCUGAGCAAGGCCCAAUCGAUAGACUUCGACCCGGACCUCGCUUCUUUAUGCGCCGAGGUCAAGGCCAAGGCCGCGGAGACGAGCGCCAAGCAAAGGGAAAAGGAGCGCGCGGCGGAUCUGGAGAAGAAGAAGAAGGCCGCGGCCGAGCGCCACCGCCGCGCGCAGGAGGCGCAGGCGCGGAGCGCGCCGCCGCCGCCGAGUGGUGGGAUGCCAGGGAUGGGAGGUGGAAUGCCGGCGGGCGUGCCGCCGGGCAUGGCCGGCAUGGCGCAGGGCAUGAUGAACGACCCCGACGUCAUGGCGGCCAUGUCGAACCCGAAGGUCAUGGCCGCCUUCCAGGAGAUGAUGGCCGGCGGCGCGCCGAACCCCGCGAAGAUGAUGCAGUACAUGCAGGAUCCCGACGUCGGGCCCGUGCUCCAGAAGAUGAUGGGCAAGUUCGGCGGCGGCAUGGGCGGCAUGCCUGGUAUGCCGGGCGGCAUGGGCGGGAUGGGUGGCAUGGGUGGCAUGGGUGGGGGCGGCGGCUUCGACGCGGGCGCGCCCGACAUCGAGGAGGUAGGAGAGGAUCUUCCGGACCUCGAGGAGGUCGACGAGGUCGACUAG
Molecule: messenger RNA, 1272 nt
Organism: Pelagomonas calceolata
Lineage: Eukaryota; Pelagophyceae; Pelagomonadales; Pelagomonadaceae
Source: the annotation of a GenBank genome assembly